GGGGACAGGAAGUUACCAGUGUCAGGGGACGUGACGUCAUCUUGCUCGUUCUUCACCGCCGCACAGGUGUAUAUAAGGAGUAGGUAAUCAUGCCGCGCAUAGACAAUGAUAUUAAACUGGAUUUUAAGGAUGUUUUGCUCAGACCGAAGAGAAGUACUUUGAAGUCUCGCAGCGAGGUGGAACUUUCUCGUUCCUUUACAUUCAGGAACUCUGGCCAAAGCUAUGAAGGAAUUCCAAUAAUUGCUGCCAAUAUGGACACAGUGGGCACAUUUGAGAUGGCAAGAGCGCUGUGUAAGUUUACUCUCUUUACAGCGAUACAUAAACACUAUUCAAUUGAUGAGUGGAAGGAAUUUGCUGUCACCUCUCCGGACUGUCUUGAUAACGUGGCUGUAAGCUCCGGUACUGGCCAGUCUGACUUCCAGCAAGUAGAGGACGUUUUAACGGCCGUCCCUCAGAUUCGUUACAUCUGCCUUGAUGUAGCUAACGGAUACUCUGAGCAGUUUGUCCAGCAUGUGAAAGAUGUAAGAGCCAGGUUUCCCAAGCACACAAUCAUGGCUGGGAAUGUUGUAACUGGAGAAAUGGUGGAGGAAUUAAUCCUUUCAGGUGCAGAUAUAAUCAAGGUUGGAAUAGGACCAGGUUCUGUUUGCACCACCCGGAAGAAGACUGGAGUUGGAUAUCCACAACUGAGUGCUGUGAUUGAGUGUGCAGAUGCAGCUCAUGGACUGAAUGGCCAUAUUAUAUCGGAUGGAGGUUGCACAUGUCCAGGGGAUGUGGCAAAAGCUUUUGGUGCUGGAGCUGACUUUGUAAUGUUGGGGGGGAUGUUGUCAGGACACACUGAAUCUGGAGGUGAGAUCAUUGAGAAGAAUGGGAAGAAGUAUAAACUAUUCUAUGGGAUGAGUUCAGAAAUGGCAAUGAAGAAGCAUGUUGGUGGAGUGGCAGAAUAUAGAGCUUCCGAGGGAAAAACCGUCGAGGUCCCUUACCGAGGUGAUGUGGAAGAUACCAUUAAAGACAUACUUGGAGGAAUUCGUUCUACCUGCACCUAUGUAGGAGCUGCCAAGCUAAAAGAGCUAAGCCGAAGGACAACCUUUAUCAGAGUGACCCAACAACUUAACCCCAUAUUUAGUAACCCAUGAUGAACCCAUGAUGUAAUCUAUUCAUUAGAUGAUUCUUCAUUUAAAGGGAACCUGUUAUGAUGAACAUGCUGCUUUACAGGCAUGCCGCAUGUACAGAGAAGAGACAGCUGAGCAGAUAGAUAUAUAGAUGAUUAGGAAAGGCUUCAGUGUAACAUUUUUUUUCAUUUAAAGGGGUCCUCUGGGCUUUUAUUAUUGAUGACCUAGUAUAGGUCAUCAUUAUC
Bufo bufo (common toad) is the source of this 1354-nucleotide messenger RNA. It is a transcript of the gene GMPR2, whose product is annotated as guanosine monophosphate reductase 2. The coding region runs from base 90 to 1133 and encodes 347 amino acids. The record is from RefSeq and is a predicted model, not a curated record. The transcript has 10 exons. Lineage: Eukaryota; Metazoa; Chordata; Amphibia; Anura; Bufonidae. Gene Ontology annotation, molecular function: GMP reductase activity. Gene Ontology annotation, cellular component: GMP reductase complex. Gene Ontology annotation, biological process: nucleotide metabolic process.